GCAAUUCGAAACAAUCGUGUUCGUGUACUUUCGGAUUUUUGUGAAAAAAUUUCGUUUUCACGUCUCGCUUAAGAAAAACUUAAAUUUUUUACAUUUAACUUAAUGUAAAAUAACUAAGAUCUAUUGUAAAAUGUAAAAGCAAGCAUCAGCUAUUAAAAAACACAAACAUCUAAAGAAAAACAAGUGUUUAAUUAAGAAAAAAUUGCAAGUGAAUAAUUCAAGGAAAACAUUUUUUUUCUUCUCCCAACAAACGAUGCCGCAGUAGUUAUGUAGAUAUUUAUAUGUGUGUGCGUGUGUGUGUUUUUUUUAGAGAGCUUGUGUAUAUAUGUUUGUGCAUAAAUGUGUGUUUAUUAAGCGGAGAAAAACACAAAAAAAGAAAUGAGAGAAAUAACAAGCAAAUAAUAAUGAAGAACGUAAUAAUCAAGCAGCAUUUUUAAACAGAAGAAGAACAAAAUAUACAAGCAAAUAAUAUAAAAAAUAUCAAGAAAAAAAGUGAAAUAUAAAGAAAAGUAUAAGAUUUUAUAAAAAAAAUUAACAAAAAACAAUAUUUAUAAAUAAAUAUAACAAACAGUUAAAAAAAACUUUUACUUAAAAACCCAUAAACAAAAAUCGAAAGAAAAACCGGUCAUUUGACAAAACAACAAGCAAACCAUUAAUUAAAAACAACAAAAAUUUAAAGAAGAAAUUUUGUAUAGUGGUCAACUGUAAUAAAAAUAUUGCUUUUCAUAACGAACACAAAUUAAAUUGAAUGACAAAAUGAGUUACAAUCAAAAACCACCUGGUUCGAGUGGCAGUGGCAUGGGCGGUGGACCGCCCAAUGGUCCCAACAAUAUGCCACAGGUAGCGAAAACAUUUGCUGCUGGCAUACAGCAACAAAUGCAGAAUUUAGUACAUGGUCAAAAUGCCAUACCACAGUCAGCACAGGCCGAUAUAAAUGCGUUUCUACAGCAACAAAGAAUACAGAGUAUGUUGAAGCAACAGCAGCAAUUCUUACAGUUUCAACAUCAAAUGCAGCAACAACAACAGCAUCAACAGCAACAACAUCAACACCACAAUAUGGGCGGAGGUGUAGGUCCUAGCCCUGUAGGUGGGGUAGCCGGUGUGGGAGGUGUUGCCGGACCGGGUAGUAGUGGACCUGGUGGCAGUGGAGAACCUUUAUCCUUAACACGUACAGCGGGAGCAGCGGAGCUGUUGAAUAAAACCUAUCAACAGCAGGCUAAUGGUAAUCCAGCUGCCAAUCCCGCAUUCAAUCAGUUACAACAAACAUUACAGGCCUUACCCACAAAUUUCGUACAGCUGUUCCAAUACCAGAUGCAGGCCAAGCAAAUGCAACAACAGCAGCAACAACAACAGCACGGUGGCGGUCAGGGUCAACAUGGCCAUGGUCAACAGCAACCGGUACAGGGUGUACCGCCUCCGCCACCUACCACAACUGCAAUGUCUCACCAACAGCAGCAGCAACAACAACAGCAAAAGCACCAGAAUCAACAUCAGCAACAACAACAGCAGAAUGCUAUAUCACGUUACCUUACAGCAGCGGCAGCUCAGGCGGCAGCGGUGAGUGGCAAUAAAAUGAGUUCUGCUACUCCUCCACCACCACCGCCUUUGACAAACCAAAUGAAGCCCCCAAAUCUGCCACCGAAUACCCAAAUAACACCUGUAACAGCAGCUAAUGUUGCCGGUGGUAACUUAUCGGCCGGUCCUCAUCCCAAAAUGUCUACCGGUAAUACAAAUACCAGCUCUGGCUCUAAACAUCAAGGUCCACCACCAUCCAUAUCACUAACGCCAUCGAAACCGUCAGCAACAGGACCAAGUGUUGCACACCAGCAAAAUAAAUUCACACCACCCACAAAUACUGGUGGCGGUGCUGGAGCAAAAGGCCCACACUUGGCACAUUCGGCGGGACAUUCGCAAAAUUUACCAAAAUCAACACAUGGCGCUACACAUACAGCUACUAGCAAUACUACAAGUCCCGCUAAGACUGGUGCUGCGAAUACUGCGGAUGUUACUGUGGCUGCUUUGAAAUCACCACAAUCUACACCAGUACAAUUGACAAAACAAAUGCCUUCAACGGCCACUACAGCUGCGAUGGGCAAUAAAACAACUAAUACAACAGGAGCUACUACAACCAUGGUUUCACCACUUAAAUCUACAAUACCAACAACAACAGCAGUACCAGCAGCAACAACAGCACAAACACCUAAUGCUACUAAUACAUUUACCACUGCUCCAACAGUUGGACCCAUUACCACCUCCACUACCACUAUUACACCAGCAACUAAUGCUGUUGCAACAAAACCAACGGGUGCUGCUAAACCAGCUAUAGAUGAAUUGUCUCCUUCAAAAGUACCACUUAAAAUUUUAAAUGCUGAAAAAGAGCCUGUCAAAACAGCUUCAAAUGACAGUAAUAAACCAUCUACAGAGUCAAGUGCAGCUUCUGCUACUGACAGCAAUAAAAAGGAGACAGACAAGCCGAAAGAUAUCAAAUUGGAUGCGGCAGCAGCAACAUCAGCACCACCAAUAAUAGUUAACAAACCGGCUGUACCAGCCUUGGAGUUAAAGGAGUCUAUUGAGAAAAAUGAUUCAAAAUCAAUUACAGCUACCACUACUACUUCAAAUCCGGUAAAAGCGGUUGCACCAUUACCACUAACAUCAAAAGUGACAGAAGAAAAACCAGAAUCUGUUGUCAAAGCAAAUAAAACGGAUAAUCAAGAGAUCAGUGAAAACGAAAAGAAACUAGCGGAUGCUAAGAAAGCAACAGAAAAGGAUAAAACCUCAACUGUUGAUGAAAAGUCUAGCACUGCCGCUACACCAACUGCAGCUAUAGCUGCAACAGCAACUCCCAAACAAACGGAAACACUUAAAACUGAUGACAAGAAAGUAACAGAUGAUUCUAAUCAAAUCAAGAACUCCCCAGAAGAUAAAAAAGCGGAAAGUAAAGAAAAAGUUGUAGAAAAAGAAAAAGAUAAGACAAUUAAAACUACCAAAUCAUCAACUAAAGUAGAAGAAGGAGAAAAAAUCGUUUCCUCAAAAGAUGUACAAAAAAUUGAAAAAGAAACGGACAAGACAAACACUGCCGUAGAGACAAAAACACCCACAACAACAACACAAACGCUCGCUGUCAAAUCUACAGAAAAAGAGGAGAACAAUGUUAAGACUUCAUUAGAAGUAAGCAGUAAAAAAGAUAAAGUUGAAAGUGUGCCAGCUAAAAAUCAGGAAAAACAAUCGGUUGCAAAUGCCGAGGAAAAGGAACCAAUAAAAGCAUCCAAGGAAAGCACUCCAGAGGAUAAUAUUAAAGAAACUGCUCCAAAGGAGAAAGAGGAAACUGUAAAAUCGAUUAAAUCGACUGAAAAGGCUGAAACUACAACUACUGUAAAACCAACAACAGCGGCAACAAACAACAAAACAAAUUCUGAAGAAAGUGUUAAGGAUACAAACGAAAGUACACAAAAAGAAAAAGAAACAGCAACGGCGACACCUAUCAAAAAAUUGGGUCGUUUAGGUAAGGGAGCUAAAAGUAAAGCAACUGCUACAGCCGCUGCAGCAGCAACUCCUGCGGUAGAAACUAAAACUCCUGAAACACAAGAAGAAAAACCAGCAGCUACAAGUACUCGUGUCAAAAGAAAACUUAAAACAGCCGACAUUUUGAUAGCUUCAAAUUCCACACCCUCAACACCUAACGAUGAUGAUUCAGAUCGUAAAUCAAAACGUCAUCGUCUUAAGACAAUACUCUACCAAAGUCCUCUUCCUGAGUUGGCCUACAUAACCAAGCUAUCCGCCAGUGAAGCUUCCAAUUCGCCCAAACCCAUGUCGAAUGAGGAUCGUUUAAUUGUAUUCUAUAAAAAUGAAUAUAUGGCCGUACGCAAUGCUGAGGGUACAUUCUAUUUGUGCCAAACAAUGCAAAAUGUUUAUCGCACCUCACCGCGCAUAAGCAUUCGUUGGCUGUCGGAGGAUACUAAAGACAGCAAUGUUUUCAUACCGGAUUUCUAUGAUCACACCGAUAUCGAGUGUGUGCUAACAACGGUUGAACUGAAGCGCAUCGAUAAGGGACACUUGCGUUUGCCCAAAGCCGAAAGAAAUCGCAUUGAAAGCAUACUCAAGAAGGCUAUAGAUGUGGAAAAGGGCUUGGUACCAAGACCAGAAUUAACCGAAGAAAAUCCUGAUGGUCUUGACAUAUCCCUCUUCAAAGAUGAAUCUCAAAUUGAAAAGAAAUCCUCUUUAGCAGAGGGUAGCGAAAGUCAAACACCUUCAACGGCGGCUAGUAGAAAAUCUAGAAGAACAACAACCGCUGCUGCCUCAUCAGCCCGUAAAUCAAACACAACAGCUGCUACGCCCUCAACGUCCGCAGCCAAUAAACGUAAACGUGCGGCUAGUUCGGCGACCUCGUCGAGUUCACGUAAAUCGUCGGCUAAAAAACGAAAAACUUUGCUUAAACGCAAAAAGAAGUUGAGUAAUAGUGAUGGUGAAGACGAUGACGACUCCUCAGAUGAUGCUGAAUCUGAUGUUGAGUAUAAGCCUACGCAAAAGAAAUCAUCUUUAAAUGCGACAAGUGCAUCGAAAACAACGCCUCGUGCACAAAGGUCACCUUUAGCUAAGGCAAGAGCUGCAUCGCCGAUAACACCAACCACAUCUAGAUCAUCUAAAAUUGUACCUCAAAAAGAAACACCUACACCUACACCGUCUACAUCAAAAGCUUCUCGAGGCGAAAGAGCUGCCAAAAGGAAAUCACUAACCGAUGCCGGCUCAUCCGAAGAAGCAACAACGCCAGUCAAAAAACCAGCGACAACCUCAAACAACAAAAGUAAAGCAUCUGAUAAAGAUACGAACGAGGCUACUCCUGUAAAAAAAUCGUCCCUCAUUGAUAAUAGUAGUACUAGUGGUAGUAGUAGUAGUGGUGGUAGUUAAACUUCACAGACAUCACACAACAUCAACACGUCAGAAAAAAAAGAAACGAUUCUGCUCUUCUCACAUCAUUUUAUAAAAUCCACGGCCUCUGCUAAAAAUUGUUUUCGAUGAUGAUGAUGAAGGUGCUCUACCGAAGUCGCAAAUAGAUUUACACAAAAUAAGGUAUUCCACAUCAUCAUGAAAUUGAUUGUAAGCUGUACGAGUAUAAUGAUGUUUUCAAUAAAAAGGUAAACGUUUCUUUUAUUAUUUUCUAGUUUUUAAGUUUCAGCAUAAUUCUUAAUUUAUCCCCCCCCCCCCUUUUUUUCUUACAAAGUCACUCUUAUAUAAAUUUAAAUUUUAUAUAUUUUUUUCGUUUUCUUAAAAACAACCAUAACUUUUUCAAUUAAAGCGUUAAGUAAAUAUUUUUCAAUAAUAUAUGAAACCACAACAAGCUAUUCUUAAGAACCUAACACUAAUAAUGCUUAAAAAAAAUAAUAACUUCUUUUUUUAUUUUCCAUUUUUUUUUGUUUGUUUUAAAUAUUUUUUUAUAUAUAUAUUUUUAUAAUGAUAAUAACUACUGAUUAAAAUAUAAUGUGUAAUAUUUCUCAUAAUAUUUAAGUUAAGUUGAACAAAAGUGGUCGUCCCCCUUCUUCCUCUCCCUAAAAUUAUAGAUACGCAUAUGAAGCGUAUGUGUUUAUUAUAUAAAUAUGUUUAUUUUUUAUAACGUUUAACUAAUUUUUUUUUUAUUUUUAUUAUUAAUUGGCAUAACUUUACCAAUUUAUUAUACAUAUAUAUAUAGAGAGAGAUACAUAUAUACAUAUAUAUUUAAUGUAUUAAUUAUUAAUUUUCUAGUUUUUAAGUUGAAACAUACACAUUUUUCUUUGUCUUUUGUUGUGCAUUUAAUGUACGAUUAUAUUGAUCAUAUUCGUUUUGUAAAACAACCGUUUUUUUAUCUGUCUAAAUAUUGAGAAUAUAGAUUUUGAUUUAGAUUUUCUUUAAUUGUAUUUUGAUUGUCUGAUUAAAGUUUAGUUUUGAAUCCAAAUCACUAUUUAAUGUUAAUAAAAUAGAAAUAUGUGCAAAAUAAUUUUAUUUUCAAGUUGUUGUCAAGAAAUAGAGAUACAUUUUAUCCAGUUGUAUUCAGAAAUGUUAAGAGAUUUUGAAUAGCUGAAAAAAGCUUUUUUUGUUUUGAAUUUUUUGAUUAACGUUUGUAUAAAUUGUUUAUAAAAACAAGUUUAGUUUGAAAAGCAAAUCUUCUUUUGUCAACACACUUAUGCGAAAAAAGCAAAACAUUUAAAGGUUUUAAGAAAAAAGCUUGUAAAAGUUUUUUGUACAAGCUUUUUGGUAAAAAAGUUUGUAAAAGGUCUUUGGUAAAAAAGUUUGUAAAAGCUUUUUGGUAAAAAGCUUAUAAAAGCUUUUUGGUAAAAGAGCUUAUAAAAGCUUUUUGGUAAAAGAGCUUGUAAACGCUUAUUGGUAAAAAAGCUUUCAAAAAAUGUUUGGUAAAAGAGCUUGGAAAAGCCUUUAAGUAAAAAAGCUUAAAAAAGACUUUCAGUAAAAAAGCUUGUAAAAGUCUUUAAAUAAAAAAGCUUGCAAAACCUUUUUAGUAAAAAGGUUAAAAAAGCAUUUUAGUAAAAAAGCUUGGAGAAGCUAUUUAACGCAGAAGGCCUAAUAGUGAAAAAGCAUAGAAAAGAUUUUAAGUUAUAAGCUUGGAAUAGCUUUUUAGUAAAUAAUCUUUUAAAAAAAGCUUUUUAGCAAGUUGAUCGAAAAGUUUUGAGUAAAAAAACAAAGAAAGGUGUUUUUGAAGACAAUAUGUUGUUUGUUGUACAAAAGUUUACAACUUUUUUUUGUGUAAAAGCUUCGAAAAGCUGUAUUUCACACAAGCUGCUAUGUAAAGAAACAUUUUCUCCUAAAAGCUUUCUAAUACAAAGUGCUUAAAAAGCCUUUUUGUGCAAAAGCUUUUGAAAACUUUUUUUGUGAAAAGGUUUAAAAGAGCUUUUUUGUUGCUUUUAAAAAAGUAAUCAUAAAAAGCGUUUAAUUUAAAAUGCUUAGAAAAGCUUUUAAAUUUAAAAUGGCUUAGAAAAGCCUUAAUGAAAACGCUUUAUUAGAAAAAAAGCUUUGGGAAAUUCAGUUUUUUGAAAAAGCUUUUAAAAAAAUAUUUUUGAAAAGAUUUAGAAGAGCAUUUUUGUUGCUUUUAAAAGUUUAGAAAAAAGUUUAGAAAAGCUUUCUAUUAAAAGAAAUAUUAAAAAAGCUUUUAAUUUAAAAUUAGAAAAAAAAGCUUAAGGAUUUUCAGUUUGAAAACCUUUAUUUGUUGCUUUAAAAACAUACAAAAGCUUUCUAUUUCAUUAAAAAAGCUUUUAAUUUAAAACGCCUAGUAAAGCUGUCAAACUUAAAAUGGCUUAGGUAAAUCUCAAUAAAAAGCUUUAGCUUUUCUCAAUAAAAAGCUUUAGCUUUUCUCAAUAAAAAGCUUUAGCUUUUUAUUGAGAAAAAAACUCUUAAGCAAAAUUGUGUUAGCAACAAGCAUAGUUUUGUUAGCAACAAACAGUUAUAAAAAACUUUUUAACCAGAAAUAUUAAAACACUUUUCUUCAAUUCGUUUUAUUGAAAGCUUUUUGUGUUUCUUUUUUAGUUAUGAUUUUAUUUUCUUUUGGAAACAAAACAUUCUUUUAAUUUUAUAUAUUUACUUGUUUAUAAAUAAACAAUUUCUUUGCGGGAUCUAUGUUAUGAAGCUUCACAGAAUGAAUCAUUUUUAGGUCUUAAAAUAACUUUCUGAUUUCCAACAUUUGAUCCACUUUCUUCUUCAGCAACUUUAUUAAACAUUUAAUCACUUAUUUUAAACAUACUGGAUAAAAUUGUACAAAAAAAAAAAAAAAAUAUAAAUACAAACAAUUUUCAUAUCAUUUAAAAGUUCCCAAAAGUGCAACAACAACAACAAAAUUUAACUUAAAAAAUUAACAAUUAAACUUAAAUGUUUCAUAAUCAAGUAAAGCGAAUCUUUAAUUUGUUUAAGUGUUUUUUUUUUGUUUAAAAUAUUUUUUAAGUUAAUUUAACACAAUAACAAUUGAAUUAUUUAAACAAACUGUUAAAAACUUUAAAAAAAAAAAACUUCAUAAUUAAAAUCCUUAAGGAAAAAGAAAGUUAAUUAAUUUAUUAACAAACAAACUCCUCUACUGCUAUAAACCCUUUAAACAAAUCAUGACAAACAAUUUACAAAACAUUAACAAAUUAAAAGUAAAAUCUAUAUUAAGAAGAGUUUAAACAAAAAUUAAACCAUAUUAUAAAUACAACAACAACAACAA
Lucilia cuprina (Australian sheep blowfly) is the source of this 8176-nucleotide messenger RNA. RefSeq names its product mucin-5AC-like. The coding region runs from base 757 to 4905 and encodes 1382 amino acids. The record is from RefSeq and is a predicted model, not a curated record. Lineage: Eukaryota; Metazoa; Arthropoda; Insecta; Diptera; Calliphoridae. The transcript has 6 exons.